AUGAAGGCUCUAAAGUUGGCCAUCUGCCUUCUGGGCAGCAUCGUCAUCACGGCAUCCUGUGCCAACCUCCCCCAGGUCAGACGCCAUGCUCCAGACUGGGACCUUGCAAAGCCCAUGAACGGCCUCACCUUUGAGAGAGCCAAGGCCAUCAAGGAGCCGAGCAGCGACCGCACCACGAUGCACUUCUCGCACCUCAAGGGCAUCAAGGCAAGGCCAGGCCAGCAGCACUCGGGCGUCUCUUCGUUCCAGAACAUCUCGGCCCUGACUGCUGCGUCCACCCAGUAUGCCAUCCAGUGCGGCUGGGACGGCGUCCCCGUCUGGCUGCUCUUCGACACCGGCAGCUCCGACACGUGGGCGACCAAGACGGGCUUCAAGUGCUCGGACGGCACCGGCGAUUCGCACAACGAGGCUGCGUGCGGCUUCUCGACGCCGUACAUUGACGGCUUCGGCCACGGCCAGAUCGACGAGCUGCACUUCUACCUCAAGUACGGCUCGGGCGAGCACAUCUCGGGGCCCAUGGGCUACAGCGACGUCUCGUGCGGCGGCGUGUCCGUGGCGAAGCAGCAGGUCGGGCUCGCCAACAACACGUACUGGCACGGCAACAACGUCACCGUCGGAAUCCUGGGGCUUGCGUAUCCGGCCAUCACCAGCGCCUACUAUGGCGACGUGGGCCAGGAGGCGCCGUGGAACGCCAUGAGCUACACGCCGUUUCUGACCAAUGCCAUCAGCCAGGGCACCAUCGAUCCCGUCUUCAGCGUUGCCCUGAUCAAGAACUCGACAGAUGGCGUCAUCGCCUGGGGAGGCUUGCCGCCGAUGGACUGGCAGUUCCGGGGAUAUGCCAAGACGGAUCUCAUCAUUGCAAAUCUUGUUGGCCAGCCGGAAACUGCGUGGAAGUACUCGUUCUACACGAUUGUGCCCGACGGCAUGCGAUGGGACCAGACGACAGACACCACAAAGUACCCGUACAUUGUCGACACGGGCACGACGAUGCUCUAUCUGCCUCCUCCCCUGGCCGAGUCCAUUGCCAACUCGUUCCAGCCGCGCGCCGUCUACCUCUACCAAUGGGGCACGUACUUUGCGCCCUGCGACGCCAUCCCGCCGCACUUUGCCAUCAUCAUCUCGGGCGUCGAGUUCUGGAUCAACCCGGCCGACCUGAUCUACCAGGACCUCGUCGACCCGCUGACGGGCUACUGCGCCAUUGGCAUCGCCAGCGGCGGUCCGGGGCCGUACAUUCUGGGCGAUGUGUUUUUGCAGAACGUGCUGGCCGUGUUUGACGUUGGCGCAGCCGAGAUGCGGUUCUACUCGAGAAAAUGA
Trichoderma atroviride IMI 206040 is the source of this 1314-nucleotide messenger RNA. Lineage: Eukaryota; Fungi; Ascomycota; Sordariomycetes; Hypocreales; Hypocreaceae. The record is from RefSeq and is a predicted model, not a curated record.